Suncus etruscus (white-toothed pygmy shrew) is the source of this 4084-nucleotide messenger RNA. RefSeq names its product integrin subunit alpha 11 (gene ITGA11). The coding region runs from base 52 to 3603 and encodes 1183 amino acids. The transcript has 30 exons. NCBI's taxonomy places the organism in Eukaryota, Metazoa, Chordata, Mammalia, Eulipotyphla, Soricidae. Gene Ontology annotation, molecular function: integrin binding. Gene Ontology annotation, cellular component: external side of plasma membrane; integrin complex. The record is from RefSeq and is a predicted model, not a curated record. Gene Ontology annotation, biological process: cell-matrix adhesion; integrin-mediated signaling pathway; cell adhesion mediated by integrin.
CGCAGCCGGUCUGCCUCUCUCCCCAAAGGCCCCUUGCUCACAACCCGCGACAUGGACCUGCCCGGGGGGCUCCUGGUGGUCUGGACUCUCAGCCUCUGGCCCGGGUUCACAUCUCCCUUCAACAUGGACACCAGGCACCCUCGGGUCAUACCUGGCUCCAAAAGUGCCUUCUUCGGAUACACCGUUCAACAGCAUGACAUCAGCGGCAAGAAGUGGCUGGUCGUGGGUGCACCCCUGGAAACCAAUGGCCACCAGAAGACAGGAGACGUGUACAAGUGUCCAGUGACCCACGGGAACUGCACCAAGCUCAACCUGGGAAGGGUCACGCUGUCCAACGUGUCUGAGCGCAAGGACAACAUGAGGCUGGGCCUGAGUCUGGCUACCAAUCCCAAGGAUAACAGCUUUCUGGCCUGCAGCCCGCUCUGGUCUCAUGAGUGUGGAAGCUCCUAUUACACCACAGGCAUGUGUUCCAGAGUCAACUCCAACUUCAGGUUCUCCAAGACUGUGGCUCCAGCUCUCCAAAGGUGCCAGACCUACAUGGACAUCAUCAUCGUCCUGGAUGGCUCCAACAGCAUCUACCCCUGGGUGGAGGUUCAGCAUUUCCUCAUUAACAUCCUUAAGAAGUUUUACAUCGGCCCUGGACAGAUCCAAGUCGGAGUUGUUCAAUAUGGAGAAGAUGUGGUCCAUGAAUUUCACCUCAAUGACUAUAAGUCUGUAAAAGAUGUGGUCGAAGCCGCCAGCCACAUUGAGCAGAGAGGAGGAACAGAGACCCGGACAGCAUUUGGCAUUGAAUUUGCUCGCUCAGAGGCCUUUCAGAAGGGCGGAAGGAAAGGAGCCAAGAAAGUGAUGAUCGUCAUCACGGAUGGUGAGUCCCACGACAGCCCGGACCUGGAGAAGGUGAUACAGCAAAGCGAGAAAGACAAUGUGACCAGAUACGCAGUGGCCGUCCUGGGCUACUACAACCGCAGGGGGAUCAAUCCAGAAGCAUUUCUCAAUGAAAUCAAGUACAUCGCCAGCGACCCCGACGACAAGCACUUCUUCAACGUCACCGACGAGGCAGCCCUUAAGGACAUCGUUGAUGCCCUGGGCGACAGAAUCUUCAGCUUGGAAGGCACCAACAAGAAUGAAACCUCCUUUGGCCUGGAAAUGUCUCAGACCGGCUUCUCCUCACAUGUGGUAGAGGACGGGAUUCUGCUGGGAGCUGUGGGCGCCUAUGAUUGGACCGGGGCUGUGCUGAAGGACACUGGCGCUGGAAAGCUGAUUCCUGUCCAGGACUCCUAUCUGCAGGAGUUCCCUAAGGAGCUCAGGAACCACGGCGCAUACCUGGGGUACACGGUCACAUCCGUCGUGUCCUCCAGGCAGGGCCGGGUGUACGUGGCCGGAGCCCCCCGGUUCAACCACACCGGCAAAGUCAUAUUGUUCACCAUGCACAGUAACCGGAGCCUCACGAUUCAUCAGGCACUGCAGGGAGAGCAGAUAGGCUCUUACUAUGGAAGCGAGAUCACAUCGGUGGACGUGGAUGGAGAUGGGCUGACAGAUGUUCUGCUGGUGGGAGCACCCAUGUACUUCAGCGAGGGCCGUGAACGAGGCAGGGUCUACAUGUACAUCCUAAGACAGAAACGCUUUGUCUAUAAUGGGACGCUGAGAGAUUCCCAGACCUUCCAAAAUGCUCGCUUUGGUGCCUCCAUUGCUGCCGUCCGGGACCUCAAUCAAGAUGCCUACGAAGAUGUGGUGGUGGGGGCGCCUCUGGAGGACAGCCACCAAGGAGCCAUCUACAUCUUCCAUGGCCACCGGGGCAGCAUUCUUAGGCAGCCCAAGCAGAGAGUUGCUGCCUCCCAGCUGUCUUCUAGUCUCCAGUAUUUUGGCGUCAGCAUCCAUGGGCAACUGGACCUCAAUGAGGAUGGUCUCGUGGACCUGGCAGUGGGUGCACUGGGCAAUGCUGUGAUUCUAUGGUCCCGCCCAGUGGUGCGGAUCCAAGCCAGCCUCCAUUUCGAGCCGCCCAAGAUCAACAUCUUCCACAGGGACUGCAAGCGAAGCGGCAGAGAAGCCAGCUGCCUGGCCGCCUUCCUCUGCUUCACGCCCAUCUUUCUGGCAUCCCAUUUCCAAACAGCCACCGUGGGCAUCAGGUACAACACGACCAUGGAUGAGAGGCGCUACAUGCCCCGGGCCUACCUGGACGAGGGCGGGGACCGGUACACUAAUAGAGCUGUCCUGCUCUAUUCCAGCCAGGAGCACUGCGAACAGAUCAACUUUUACGUCCUGGACACUGCGGACUCUGUGAAGCCAGUGACCUUCUCUGUCGAGUUCGCCCUGGAGGACCCUAGCGAAGGCCCAGUGCUGGAAGACGGCUGGCCCACGGCCCUCAGAGUCUCCGUGCCCUUCUGGAACGGUUGCAGUGAAGAUGAACACUGCGUCCCCGACCUCCUGCUGGAUGCCCACAGCGACCUGCCCACGGCCAUGGAGUACUGUCAGCAGGUGCUGCAGAGGCCAGCCCAGGACUGUGAUGCUUAUGCGAAGGACUUUGACACCACCAUCUUCAUCGUACAGAGCUCCAGGCGGCGCGUGGCUGUGGAAGCACUGCUGGAGAACAGGGGUGAGAAUGCCUACAACACCGUCCUGAACAUCUCCCAGUCGGCAAACCUGCAGUUCGCCAGCUUGAUCCAGAAGGACAACUCAGAUGGCAGCGUGGAGUGCAUGAACGAGAAGAGACUCCCCAAGAAAGUCUGCAACGUCAGCUAUCCCUUCUUCAGGGCCAAGGCCAAGGUGGCUUUCCGCUUGGACUUUGAGUUCAGCCGCUCUGUCUUCCUUCACCACCUGGAGAUCCAGCUCAACGCAGGCAGUGACAGUGACGAGGAGGAGGGCACCAAGAAAGACAACACAGCCCUGCUGCGCUGCCACCUCAAGUAUGAGGCUGACGUGCUAUUCACCAGGAAUAGCAGCCUGAGUCACUAUGAGGUGCAGCCUAACAGCUCUGUGGAGGGCGCUGGGCCUCCCUUCAGCUUUGGCUUCAAGAUCCAAAAUUUGGGCUUAUUCCCCGUCCAUGGGGUGAUGAUGAAAAUCACGGUGCCUGUCGCCACCCGGGCUGGCAACCGCCUGUUGGUGCUCAGAAACUUCACCAGUCAGGAAAACAUGACCUGUAACACCUGGGGGAACGGCACUGAAUAUCGCCAGGUCCCGAUGGAAGAAGAUCUGAGUCGGGUCCCUCAGCUGAAUCACAGCAAUGCUGAUGUAGUGUCCAUCAAUUGCAACGUGAAGCUAGCCCCCAAUCAGGAAAUCAACUUCUACCUGCAGGGAAACCUGUGGCUGAGAUCCCUAAAAGCACUCAAAUACAGGUCAUUGAAGAUCAUCAUAGUAGCUACCUUGCAGAGAGAGUUCCACAGCCCUUAUAUCUUCAGAGAGCAGGAACCCAGCCGCCAGAUCACCUUCGUGAUCUCCAAGCAAGAAGACUGGCAGAUCCCCAUCUGGAUCAUCGUGGGCAGCACACUCGGGGGGCUCCUGCUGUUGGCUCUGCUGGUCCUGGCACUGUGGAAGCUCGGCUUCUUCGAAAGUGCCCGGCGCAGAAGGGACGCCCACCCGGACCCCAGCCCUAAAGAGCUGGAAUGAGGGGAAUGAGGCCCCCAGAAGGCUGCAGGCCGGCCUGGAAAUGGCAUCACGAGGGCACAGCGGCUGUGCGGACCCCGGCGUCAUCUGGGCACUCUGCGAACGCAGGCACCAAGCCUCUCCACCUCCACCAAGCUCUGAGCCUGCCUCGGACACCCCAGCCCACCCCCCCCCAUGCCUCCCAGAGGAACCCCAGCUCAGGGCUCUGGGGGGAUGGCGGCUGCAGCGGGGCCGGGCGUGAUCUGAGCUGGGGCACAGGCACUGGACACACUGAUGGAAGUUGGUGCAGGGACAGGCACCUAGCCCGUGAAGCCCGGGGGAGAGGAGACAGGUCUGCUGGCACACGGGACAAAUGGUACCACCAAGGUGACAGCCCCCCGAGGACAGGAGGCACACCUGUGCCCAGCUGAGUAAUUUAUGCCUUAACUUUAUUUUGAGGUAGAAAUAAAGGGGGGUAGGCAUCUAUCUCCCUGUUUAACGAAAA